GCAAUAGGUAGCUUCGACGCGACUCAAGAAACUCUGCUUACACAGCCACGACAACUGUUCGCCGGGUCAGCUGGCGGGUCCGAGCAAGCACAUACAUGUAGCCAGCGACACCCAUCAUCAUGUCUGCAUCAAGCUUUGAGGAGGCAUUCCAUAGAGCUGUCAAGCCUGGUCCCGGUCGUCUGCUACCUGGUGUAUCGCUCGCUGCAGCAUCGGCGAACGAAAAUGUUCCAGACUUCGUCGCUUCAUACGGUACGCUGAAGGUGGUACCGUCACCAGCAGUAUCAAGUAAGACAGUAAUGUGGAUAGCGUCUUGCACGAAAUUGGCAACAACAAUUGCAGCACUACAGUGUGUCGAGCGCGGAUUAUUCUCGCUAGAAUCCACUGCUGACGUUGAACGCCUUCUACCUGAAUGGGCAAAUCCGCAAGUCCUCUCUUUCAAAGAGGAGGACACAGGUUCGCCUAUCCUGACGCCUGCGAAGGAAAGAAUCACUCUAAGACGUCUUCUCAACCACACAAGCGGCCUGACGUACGACUUCAUGCCUCCCUUGCUGCAGUGGAGGAUGUCGCGUGGCGAGGAAUGGCAGUCUAUGCGUAGUCCCAUUGCGGAAUGCUUCACUCAUCCGUUGAUAUUCGAACCUGGCGCAGGAUUUGCGUAUGGACCAGGUCUGGACGUCGCUGGUCUCAUGGUCGCGCGCGCAAACAAGUGUGAUUUCGAGACUUACCUGCGACGCAACAUCUUCGACGUGCUCGGCAUGCACGACACGUCGUUCCAUGUCUCACACAACAACAUUGGAGAUCGACUUAUGCCUGUUACAAGCCGUCCUUCCCCCAACGAACCUCUUGUCAACAGCGAUGGAACCAAUCCUAUACUCAGGCAGCCCGUGGAUGCAAAGGACGACUUCGGUGGUGCAGGACUAUUCGGAACAGCUGAAGACUACAUCAAAUUGCUGAAGUCGAUCCUUCGCGAUGAUGGUAAACUACUCACAUCGCAAACCGUGCAGCGCAUGUUCACACCCUCUCUUGAGGGCAAUGCUGAAAUUUCCUUACACAAUUGCCUAUCCAUCCCUAAUCUGGCGACGCUCAUGAUUCCAGGUGAGCCUGCCGUUGGCAGCCCCGACGCUGGCACCUGGAACCAUGGACUCGGUGGGUUAAUAGGUCUUCAUGAAAGCGAGGACGGUUUCAAGCCGGGCUGGCUGCAGUGGGUUGGUGGACCUAAUCUGAAGUGGUGGAUAGACCGGGGGAGUGGAACCUGUGGGAUUUUUGCGACGCAGUUGUUUCCUCCUGGAGAGGUCAAUUCGGUGCAUCUAAGCAAGAUGUUUCAGAAGGAGAUGGUCGAAAGGCUUGGGAAGAAGGCGGACUGAAUCUGACCAUCUUGAUCGCUUAGGAAAUGACAAGCAAAUCUACACUGGCAUCUGCUUUUGUCGAUCUCACAUGAAAAGCUGAGCUUCGACAUUGAUCUUGAUCAAUCGGCCUCUCCUUUCGUCAUUAGCAGAUCCAUGUCGAAUCGAUAGCUCAUAGAUCGAACAUUCCUUAUCAGUUGGUCCUAUACCUACGCCUUAGACCUUCCCCACAUAGUGCCAAACUCGACGAGGAUCAU
Molecule: messenger RNA, 1597 nt
Organism: Dothidotthia symphoricarpi CBS 119687
Lineage: Eukaryota; Fungi; Ascomycota; Dothideomycetes; Pleosporales; Dothidotthiaceae
Product: beta-lactamase
Exons: 3
Coding region: 120-1361 (413 amino acids)
Source: RefSeq, a predicted model, not a curated record